AUGUCUUCGGCUACUACACUUUCCGCCCUAACGUUUGAGCUUAAGGGCCGGUGCUCGAGAAGCAAAGCACGAGCGUCUACGCUCACUCUCCCCCAUGGACCCGUUGACCUCCCGAUGUUCAUGCCAGUGGCCACUCAGGCUUCACUGAAGGGUCUCACGCCGGAGCAAUUAGAGGAGACGAGUUGCAGAUUAUGCCUGAACAACACCUACCAUCUGGGCCUCAAGCCGGGACAGGCUGCUCUCGAUGCCAUUGGAGGGGCGCAUAAGCUGCAAGGUUGGAAUUACAAUAUUCUGACAGACAGUGGUGGUUUCCAAAUGGUUUCCCUGCUGAAGCUAGCCAAAGUCACCGAAGACGGCGUCCGCUUCCUUAGCCCACAUGAUGGCACUCCCAUGCUUCUCACUCCCGAGCACUCCAUCGACCUACAGAACUCGAUUGGUUCGGACAUUAUCAUGCAACUUGACGAUGUCAUUCAGACGACUUCACCGGAUUAUGAUCGCAUGAAGGAAGCCAUGGAGCGCAGCGUCAGAUGGCUAGAUCGAUGCAUUGCCGCUCACAAGAACCCCGACCGACAGAACCUGUUCUGUAUCAUUCAGGGUGGGCUUGAUCUAGAAAUGCGCCGCGAAUGCUGCCGCGAAAUGGUCAAGCGAGACACGCCCGGCGUGGCGGUUGGGGGCCUCUCGGGAGGGGAGGCCAAAUCCGAGUUCUGCAAAGUGGUUGACACGUGCACUGACUUGUUACCACAACAGAAGCCGAGGUAUGUCAUGGGUAUUGGCUACCCCGAAGACAUCGUCGUUGCGGUCGGUCUUGGGGCAGACAUGUUCGAUUGCGUGUGGCCCACGCGGACGGCACGCUUCGGUAAUGCCAUCACCGCUUAUGGUGUCUUGAACCUCAAGCAUGCCCGCUACGCCGAGGACUUUGCUCCGAUGGAGGAAGGCUGCCGAUGUACCGCCUGCCGCCCCAGAGCUGAAGGCGGCCUUGGCGUCACGAGAGCCUACAUCCAUCAUCUGGCCGCGAAAGAGACCGUAGGCGCCCACCUCGUCACGAUGCACAAUGUCCAUCACAUGCUCGACCUCAUGAAGCGAAUACGAAAUGCCAUCCUCGAAGACAGCUACGCCGCCUUCGCGAAAGACUUCUUUUUGAAGUACUUCCCGAAGCAGAAGGGACCUCCGGACUGGGCUGUCGAGGCCCUGAAGGGAGCAGGCAUCGAUCUCCUAGACUGA
Cyphellophora europaea CBS 101466 is the source of this 1221-nucleotide messenger RNA. RefSeq names its product queuine tRNA-ribosyltransferase. Bases 1 to 1221 code for a protein of 406 amino acids. NCBI's taxonomy places the organism in Eukaryota, Fungi, Ascomycota, Eurotiomycetes, Chaetothyriales, Cyphellophoraceae. The record is from RefSeq and is a predicted model, not a curated record. Gene Ontology annotation, cellular component: cytosol. The transcript has 5 exons. Gene Ontology annotation, molecular function: tRNA-guanosine(34) queuine transglycosylase activity.